This is a messenger RNA of Phalaenopsis equestris, 678 nucleotides long. RefSeq names its product GDSL esterase/lipase At1g28570-like. The transcript is spliced from 2 exons. Gene Ontology annotation, molecular function: hydrolase activity, acting on ester bonds. The record is from RefSeq and is a predicted model, not a curated record. The coding region runs from base 41 to 589 and encodes 182 amino acids. NCBI's taxonomy places the organism in Eukaryota, Viridiplantae, Streptophyta, Magnoliopsida, Asparagales, Orchidaceae.
ACAUGAGCUUCCAAGCAGAUUUUCUCCCCCAUUCACGGGAAUGGCUUUAAAUCCGGUUCCGAGCCUUUUGAGUUUCCCGUCGACUCAUUCCAUUGCUUCGCCCGCCCUGCUCCAGCUCGUUGUCGUAUUCCUUCAUUCUAUUGCAGGCGCCAAUGGCUGCUUCUCCUCUAUUUUCAGCUUCGGCGACUCCAUCGCCGAUACCGGAAACCUUCUGAUAUCCGAACAGGGUAACAUCGAAGCUGCCAGGGCCCCCUACGGCGAGACAUUCUUCCAUCGCCCAACUGGCCGCUUCUCCGAUGGCCGUCUUAUUAUCGAUUUCAUCGCGAGCGGGAUGGGAUUUCCUUUUAUCCGGCCCUUCCUUGAGGGGCCUGGCAAUGGACGGUUCCGGCGAGGGGUGAACUUCGCCGUCGCUGGGGCUACUGCGCUUGACGUAAGCUUCUUCAGGGAGAGGGGCAUGUACGUCACAUGGACCAAUCUUUCCCUGCAUGUUCAGUUAGGAUGGUUUAAGGAAUUGCUUCCUUCUCUCUGCUCUACUGAUUCAGGUCCGUCACUCCUGUCUGGCUGCAACCAGGAUUUUAAUUGGAUUUAGCGGAGCACCGGAUAAAAAUUUGCCACUUCUUGUGUUUGAUGGAUUUACGUUAGAUCCAGCCGUAUAUCCUAUUAAAAGUAUGCUACCAA